AUGUUGUACCGCGAUAGUCUGAGAAGCUCGAAAUCUGACAAGACAUCGACUCGAGCCACCAGCGACGAAGCAAAAGUAUCCCUCUCCGCGUUUAGUUUUCUUUUUUCGGAGCUGUGCACCCGAGCACAUAAUACACCGUCGAAAGCCCGCGACAUAGAGGAGAUUGAACAGCGUUUGACAAAUCUCGGUGCGUUGGUCGGUGCGAGGCUCAUUAUGCUGUCCUCUUUAAAAGACCCACUGGAACUACAGCGGCGUCCCGUCACCAUUGAGGGGGCUCUGAAGCUCUUCCAGGACAAACUGUGGUCCCGCUGGUUCGGCAAACCUGCCAGUGACCUCCAGCGGGAGGGCGGCUCUGAUCGGUUUUUCCUCUUUGAUAGUGACCCUAUUGUUCUAAAGUACGUGUACCCGUCACCAGAGUACGUGGACGGGGAGGGGCGGUGGAGCGUCAGCUAUGCAAGUUUCAUGGGUGGUAUCAUUGAAGGGGCCCUCAAGGCCAUUGGAUUCGCCGCAGAAGUACUUACGUACCACCAACCGGAGCCUGGCAAACCGCAUCAAUCGAUUUUCGCAAUCUCAUUUCCUCAGCAUGUGUGGGACCGCGAGCGGCGUGUGCGUUUAUGA
Molecule: messenger RNA, 618 nt
Organism: Trypanosoma grayi
Lineage: Eukaryota; Euglenozoa; Kinetoplastea; Trypanosomatida; Trypanosomatidae
Product: transport protein particle (TRAPP) subunit
Exons: 1
Coding region: 1-618 (205 amino acids)
Biological process (GO): endoplasmic reticulum to Golgi vesicle-mediated transport
Cellular component (GO): TRAPPI protein complex; TRAPPIII protein complex; TRAPPII protein complex
Source: RefSeq, a predicted model, not a curated record